This is a messenger RNA of Sphaeroforma arctica JP610, 855 nucleotides long. RefSeq lists its product as hypothetical. Lineage: Eukaryota; Ichthyosporea; Ichthyophonida. Gene Ontology annotation, cellular component: plasma membrane. The record is from RefSeq and is a predicted model, not a curated record. The coding region runs from base 50 to 826 and encodes 258 amino acids. The transcript has 3 exons.
CACUGCGUCUAACAGGAGGUGCUGCACCUACAUCGAACCAGUACACACAAUGACAACAGCUAGUUACAAGGCCGCAGAGGCCAAUACCAGGCCAUACAACUAUGCCGGACUGUAUCCCGAGGUAGAGCCUUCGGCACCCCCCGCAGACCAGGCUGACAGCUCGCCAGCCUAUCAACCACCCGCCUAUUCAACAGUCACGCCAAAUGAGAACUAUAUGCAACAUCAACAGAGACAAGACCAAUCGUCAUCCUCGUCCCACUACGGCGCCAUCUAUCCACCAGAAGCAACCAGCACAUCGCAACAACCCCAACACACCACCACCGAAAUACCCAAACACACCCCAUACAACCCACGCACACCUAUCAUCACAACAGUCCACAGCACCCGCAUCCAUGAAGACCGCGGCGAAUGCACAGACCUGGGCAACAUCCUGUGGUUUAUAUUUGGUGGAGGUGUUGUGUUCUUUAUUAUUUACGCUCUGAUCGGCGUCCUGCUGUGCCUAACAAUAGUGCUGUUCCCGUUUGGGCUGCAGUUGUUUAAGCUGGCUAAACUCUCGGCCUUUGCCUUCGGAAAGACCAUCAGCCGUCCCGACUACAAGCGAGACUACUGCCGGUGCUGUGCCAAUCUACUGUGGCUCCCUAUAGGUCUGAUCUUGGGAGUGCUGCACAUGACCUUUGCCGUGUCCAUGUUUAUGACCAUCAUCGGUAUUCCGUUCGCUAUUCAACACGUCAAGUUGUGUGCACUCGCAUUGUGGCCAUUCGGUUCUGAUGUUGGAUAUCAGCAGUAUCAUGCCUUAUCGACAGAGACCAGAGUAGAUUACGUAUAGUAUUUCCAAUAAAUAAAUUAUAUGUCUAC